CUUUCACGAGAUACACUCACAUUUUUCUAAUAACUCAAAAAUAUAAAAACAAACAAACAAAAACAAAGAAAAGAAAACCCACAAGUUGUUAGUCUUCCCCAAUGGCCACUGGACGUGGUCAGUUCUUCCGGAGUUUGAGGCAAGGUCUCGAAAAGGCUCAACCAGGUACAUGCGGAGAAGCCUCAGUUGGAGCCAAAAAAGGAAAAUCUGUGCAUUCUCCCAGAACGACAAGACGGAAAGCUAAGAGCUCCAAACCCACGUUUCUUGCAGCACACCUUCCUCCUACCGCAAACGCAUCUGCCGCCUCCUUGUGCAGUCAUGAAAAUUAUAUUGAGAGACUGCCACCUGAAGUCAUCCUGAAGAUUUUCUCAUAUUUAGAUGCUGCUUCUCUUUUUUGCGUUGGCUUUGUUAACAGACAGUUUCAUGACCUUGCAAAUGACAAUGCUGUGUGGUAUGAGUUGUAUUCCCGUGAGAUUGCAAGAAAGAAAUGUAGACCCAAGCUAGCAAUCAUGACUGACUUCUUAACUACAACCCAGGACAUCUCAUCAGGGUUUUGGAAGAGGCUGCUGUUCAGAGAGAUGGGAUACCACAAAGACACCUUUUGGAAGAAAGAGCUAAGAUACAUUAACCCAUACACAGGCAUGCCUGCACAAACGGAGCAAGUCCUCAGGAGUCUGCGUGUGGGCUGGGAAAUCACACUGACCCAUAAGGGAGGGAUGAGUGUUUACGAGCAGAGUCAGGCCUUCUUCACUGACUCAUCAGUCACAGUGUGUUGGUGUGACGGUGUGUGGCCCAAGAUCAAAGACUUGUCCAGCCUCCAGCUCCACGGAGUGGUUCGGCAAGCCGGUGGUGCCCCGGAACACAAGCCAAGGUGGCGCUCUCUGAUAAGUAAAAUGGAGGUGCAUAGGGAUGACAAAUGGAAGUUCUUCGGGUCAGACCGGUUGGUGAAACUAGUGCCCUUGGAUAAAGGAAUUACUUUGGGAAUCUGGAAGGGUACAUGGAUAAUUGCCUUCAUCGUGGCCAAUUUGCACUUCCACAAAAUAGUGGAAAGAAGUCUUCUUGGGUCACCGUUCUGUACCUAUAGGCCAAUGGAGAUCAGCCCCUUGUAUGAUGAUAUGGACCCAGACUACACUUUUCAGGGCUACACAGCGAUCAUCCUGCUUCACAACUCAGUCAGACGCAUCAUACAUCUGCGCUAUUCCCCAUUGCUCUACGGGAGAGAUAACAUCCGUGGUGGAUUUGUGCAAUUCAGACCCAUUAAUAUCGCCAAUUUGUCCGAACAUACCCCCGUCUCAGGCAAAAUCAGUUUCCCCUGGAAGACGGACAGGCUACAGGGGGACAUCAAGAACUGCUGUAUGAUGACCCUGACCAUCCUGGAUGAGGCUCUGAGGCCUUUCUGGUGUGUGAGCUCACCCGUCACCCUCUUGCUGGUGCGUUGCCCCCUGAUGGAGGAGAGCUACAGCAGCGAGCAGUUCCUGAUGAGGUACUGCGACGCCAAGGGUGAGGUCAAGAUGAACUUUGUGUGGAUGCAGGGCCUUCAGCAGUACUUCCUGAUUGGCACUCAGAUCCGCAUCUCCAUGGACAAACUGAGCAAACAUUUCAGGGAGAGAGAAUCCCGGGGAUAUUAAAUGGCUAUCAACAGGGAGUUUAGAAU
Molecule: messenger RNA, 1654 nt
Organism: Electrophorus electricus (electric eel)
Lineage: Eukaryota; Metazoa; Chordata; Actinopteri; Gymnotiformes; Gymnotidae
Product: F-box only protein 15
Cellular component (GO): SCF ubiquitin ligase complex
Molecular function (GO): protein binding
Source: RefSeq, a predicted model, not a curated record